AUGUCUUCCAUGGGUCUUGACUCUAGCAAGGGGAGUGACUCUAGCAAGGGGAGUGCCUCUACUUCCCAGCAGCAGGCUCAAAUUCCAAACCUAAACCCUUCGGCCAGAUCCUUCACUCCCACGGGCUCGACUCCUUCCUCUGCGACUCUUUCUGAUCCUGCUUACCAUCAAAGCAAGGCUGUCGAGGCCGCGAAUACGGUCGCCCAAGGUUACGACCUUGACUGCGGGCCCAUGUCUGAGAGAGUUGGCCAGAAAAUCUAUACCAAAUACACCAGUCAGAACGAACGCACUCCUUCUAACUCCUCCUGCCUAUCCAAACCCGUCAACUUGACCGAUAUAUCGGCCGGUAUCUCGGCCAGUCUCGAUGCACCCAAGACCCCGCCGAAUCGUCAAACCAAGCCUUACAGAGCAAGUCCGACGCCCAUUGCAUACACCUUCGACGAUGAUGACGAGUUUUAUCCUGGUACCGACCCGCAGCUCAAGAAAACCGCUCCUCGUGCGAAGUGUUAG
Colletotrichum spaethianum is the source of this 510-nucleotide messenger RNA. RefSeq lists its product as uncharacterized. NCBI's taxonomy places the organism in Eukaryota, Fungi, Ascomycota, Sordariomycetes, Glomerellales, Glomerellaceae. The transcript is spliced from 3 exons. The coding region runs from base 1 to 510 and encodes 169 amino acids. The record is from RefSeq and is a predicted model, not a curated record.